This is a messenger RNA of Patiria miniata (bat star), 2822 nucleotides long. RefSeq names its product NADPH:adrenodoxin oxidoreductase, mitochondrial-like. The transcript is spliced from 11 exons. Gene Ontology annotation, biological process: ubiquinone biosynthetic process. Lineage: Eukaryota; Metazoa; Echinodermata; Asteroidea; Valvatida; Asterinidae. Bases 102 to 1595 code for a protein of 497 amino acids. Gene Ontology annotation, cellular component: mitochondrion. The record is from RefSeq and is a predicted model, not a curated record.
UUUGCUCCAUACACUUGGCGAAAAAAAAUGCAAAAAAAUUGGAAAGUAAACAAAUAUCGUCUGCUAGCUGCUCGUCGUUCCGUGCGCGAAAACUCCACAAAAUGAACUGGAAUAGAGCAUUUUCAACAGUGGCCCUGUGUGAAAAGUUGGUGAGCCAUUGCAGAUGUAACGUUACUCGCUGCCACUUCACCAGGCUUCAGAUUGAGAGGAGAUUUAGCAGCAAUGGGCAGCAGGGUCCCAGGAUAUGCAUCGUCGGUAGUGGCCCCGCCGGGUUUUACACUGCCACGGGACUACUGAAGGGGAAUGCUGCUUGUAAGGUAGACAUCUAUGACAAGCUUCCAGUACCUUAUGGCUUAGUCAGGUAUGGAGUAGCACCUGAUCAUCCAGAGGUUAAGAAUGUCAUCAACCAGUUUUCAACGCUAGCGGAGAGUGAGCGUUGCGAGUACCUAGGCAAUGUGGAAGUUGGCAAACACAUCUCGGUCACAGAGCUCCUUCAAGCGUACGACAUUGUGGUUCUGAGUUACGGUGCUGAAGCAGACAGAGCUCUGAGUGUACCAGGGGAAGAACUCACGGGAGUGCACUCGGCCCGUUCCUUUGUGGGAUGGUACAACGGCCUACCGCAGGAUACUCACCUGAAUCCAGAUCUGAGCGGAGAAACGGCAGUUGUGAUCGGCCAGGGGAAUGUCGCUCUUGAUGUGGCAAGGAUUCUAAUCACGCCUACCAGCAUACUGAAGAAAACGGAUAUAACCCAACAGGCCCUGGAUGCGCUGACCAAGUCGUCAAUAAGGAGGGUCCACCUGAUCGGCAGGCGAGGUCCUCUUCAAGUUGCAUUCUCCAUCAAGGAGCUGAGAGAGAUGACCAAGCUUCCUGGAUGCAGAUCAGAACUCGACCCCUUGGACUUUGAAGGUCUUCAGGAGAGAAUCCCAGAGCUCCCGCGUGCGAGGAAACGCCUCACGGAGCUGAUGAUUAGCACGUCGCAGGAAUCCCCGUCCAUGAGUCAAGACCUCGUCGGGAAGGCCUGGACUCUGACAUUCCUGCGUAGUCCCGUCCAGAUCCUACCUUGCGAGAAGGACCCAAGUAAAGUCGGUGGUAUCCGGCUGGCCGUCAACAAAUUAGAGGUGGUGAAUGGUAAAGAGGAAGCCGUGCCGACAGGAGAAACCGAAGAUAUACCUUGUAGUCUGGUGCUGCGCAGUAUUGGCUACAAGAGCCUCAGCAUUGAUCCCACUGUGCCGUUUGAUGAGCAACGUGGGGUUAUACGCCACAGUGCAGGGAGGGCUAGUGAAGUGAAAGGUUUGUACUGCAGCGGCUGGGUCAAGCGAGGCCCAACAGGUGUCAUUUUGUCCUCCUUGAAUGAUGGCCGGGAGACUGCCAAGACGAUCCUCAGUGACCUGUCUGACGGCUCCUUGGAUGUCACAGGAGACAAGAGAGGAUGGGAGGAGGUAGAACAAGUCUUGAAAGAACGAGGUUCCAGACCAGUAUCUUACUCUCAUUGGCUCAAGAUUGAUGCGGAGGAGAAGGUAAGAGGAGAAAAGAACGGCAAACCCCGGGAGAAGCUGACUUCCAUCGAAGAGAUGCUCCACUAUGCUUUCAGAUAGGGAACAGGGAUAGGCCAAGAUAAGCAGGUACAUUAGUCUUAAUCUAGCAGUGUCUGCUGUGGUCUGAAUGACCCACAUUUAUCUGUUCAUUAUUAACACAUUGACUCUCCGAGGCAAAUUGAGUGAAAAGAACGGAAGGUUUUUCCGAAGUUCGUUGUUGAGAAUGUCCACAUUAAGUAGCUCCCUUGCCUUUGCCUCAUUAAGGGUCAUGACACCGUAAGUACUUGCGUAAUUAAGCUUUGACAGCUUAGCUGUUGAUUGCAUUCAAAAGACUGAUACGUCUUGACCACAUAGGCCCAGAAUUUGCAGUUGUUAGAGUUGGUGCAAAAUAAUUAGAGUCAGGUUUUUAAAGGAGUUUAAAGGAGUUUUCCUUGAGGAUCAUGCAUCUGAAUUGGUUACUUUUCCACAAUCCAACUGGAUACCUCGGUAUCCAUUUUUGGAUUGAACUAUUUUCUCAGGUAGUAUCAGUGAAAAGCUAGAAAGCUUUGCUUAUUUAAGAUACAGGGGUUGUGUUCCGUCAGAUGUGACCAAAAACCAAUGUCAUAGAAUUCUCUCUACUCUGGCAACACAAACUUUUAACGGAUUGUACAUGGAGCAUUUGUGUUGCCUCAUCAAUCAUAAUCAUAACACACAUCCUCCUGCACAAUGAACAGGCCUUGCAUGCCUAUGGAGACCAGAGUAUGUUUGUGUAUCUAAUCCAUUAGGGGCACACAAAGACUAACGAUAUCUACAGUUACAUUUGCGAAGCCCAAUGGAACUAUUUAUUGAAAGGAGUAAUUGCAUUUACCCACAAAUCAUAGUAUAUCUAGCGCAUGCUCUAUUUGUACAACUCAGUUGUUGGCUAGUUGAACCAAAUCCCCAUAGCUUAGGCCUAUGUUCAGUUACUGCAGCAUUGAGCAAACAACCAAUGGUUCUAUAAAGCCAUGGAAUAGAAUUUAAACAUCUCUGAAAAGACCUUAUCAACACAAACAUUUAACUGGCUGGGGUGGUGUACAAUAGAUUCUUAUUUGUGUUGUUUUGUUUUGUUCAUGUUUUGUUAUGUUUUAUAACAGUAGUAUUUGUUUUGUUUUCUUUUAUUUUACGUUUUAAUCUGUACAAUAACUUACGAAAACCACGAGUAGACUUGAUGAAUAAAUAAAUGAUCAUGUUGAUUGUUGUCAAAAAAAAUAACAAUAUUUUGUAAUGCAAUUCGGAUUACAUAAAUUAAAAAAGGGUUCAUACAAAACA